AUGGCCAGCACAUUUAGGGGAAACCCACACAGUGUGAAACAAUGGCAGUUGGAGGGUAUAGGACUACAAGCAGGAGAAACAGAGAUGUCAAUCAAGGAAUGUUCCAAACUGGACCAAUCUGUGAGCAAUCAGACAAGAUUUAGUGCUUGGACACCAAUGGCAAGCAAAUCUUUCAACAAGCAGCUUUUCCAUGAAAGAGUUAAUCUUAUAGGACAUUGGUUUGACCUGUGGACGGACAAACAACGCAAACAAUUCCUACAUUCUAUUCUAAUAAGAAGCAGCAAAGCGCAGCUAAAGUUUGUUCGUGGCUGGUUUACAGAGGAAGUCCCUGUUGCCAAAUUGGAUUUCACUACCGUGUUGCCCCGAUUUGUCUCUCUGUACAUUCUCUCCUUUCUCAACCCUCGAGAUCUUUGCUCUGCUGCACAAGUCAGUUGGCACUGGAAGUUCCUCUCUGAGCAGGACUGCCUUUGGAUGCCGAAAUGUAGCAAGUUUGGCUGGUUUCUGCCAUAUACCCCACCAGAGAAUGAAUAUGGAGCUUGGAAGAGGCACUACAUAACAUGCGCUUGCAGUCUAGAUUAUUUAACACCCAGGGAGGCUACAGAAACAUAUGGUACCCUCAACGAACCUAUGGAAGGGAACGAAGAACACAAGGAAAAACUCAGGGAGAAAUGGCUGCGCAAAAUGCUCCGGGAGAGGCUAGCACUUCAUAAACAAGAAUUAUUUAAAAGCAGACCUCCUUGGAUGAGCGGUGCUUGGAAGUCAGCACUCUUAAACUCUAAAUUAAAAUUAAACCAGUCUAAUAGCCUGUCUGACCAGGCUGCUCUGCAAGCUGCUCUAUGGUUGAUAAAGGAUCAAGUUGAUAUUGCAGACAAGACUCUCUCAGGUCAGCUGAUGGAUGAAAAUAACCAGUCGCUAAGUUUCAGACUCAACCAGGAGAAAAGGACAGUAGCAAAUUCAGUAAAGUCAUUUCCAAAAAGGCAGACUGUUGCUGGAUCCCAUUCUUUGCUCACCAGACAGUGCCACAGUCUGCAUCACGAAUUUGCACAAACAGGCUGCUCCAGUAAGCCUUACUUGUUGCUGAUAUCUUCUAACAUACCAGCAUACGAGGUUGUUCUAGACAGCGUUAAACCUGGUGUUAUUCCUGUUGUCUAUGACUUUUGUGGGAUGACUCCAGAAAGUCUUCUCUUCUACGUGGAGAAAGCUCUCAAAGGACUCAUGGCACAGAGCAUUGGACUAGUCACAUGUGGGGACUCCCAACAGAUACGUUUACUUGAGAAUUGCCAAAUAAAUUCUCAAAACAUUCUUAAACCUGGGAUUAGAGAAUUUUGGGAAAAACUGGGAAGUUGUGUGGAAUCAGAGAAAAAUGGUGGUCACAUAGACGUGUUUGUUCCUCUGGCAGCAUCAGAGUCUGGAAUGGAAAUCCUUGAUCGUCUUGCUCAACUCACUGGUGUAAUGUUCUGUUCUCCUACUGGGCUCAUCACAGGAUCCUAUCAGCACAUCCUCAGCGAAUGGCUGUCAGGAUCAAGAAGAAACGUGUCUCCUCCAUCUUUAUAUUUCAAUGAGGUAAAACUGCAAGGCUGGUGUAGACUUGCAAGUAUUAUGGAAGAAGCACUUCAGAUGGUCAGGAAGCAGUUGAAACUGUACAUUGGAGAGGCACAGAGGAAGGUGUCUGGAAGGAUAAUAGGGCAGUUCAUGUUUGACACUAUGACCAUGGCAAGGUUUCAAAACAAUCAAAAACUGUCUGAGGCGUUAACUGAUGGUUUGGUGGAACUCUCCAAAGGAAAAUUUGAUAAUCCAUUGGAAUUUAUGUCUGUAUUCCUUUUGAAGAGAUGUUCUAAAAAUGAAGAGUUUGGAAGUCAGGCAAGGUUGACAAAUGGAAAUGAUGAGGGUACAUUAACAUUGUUGAAGGAAGAAGAUACAAGCUCGGGCGAGACCACAUUUGACCAGGAUAGUCUCCCUCCAUGUAAAAAUGAAUUGAUGUUUCCACAUCCCACCCGACUGGAAAAUAAACUACUGGCUGAUAUAGGAGACAGACGCACGCGGUUUGCUGGGGAACUCCUCCGAAGUGAGAGGGAGUAUGUACAGAUUCUAGAGGUCAUCAGGGAUGUGUACGUUGUCCCUCUGAAAGCUGCUCUUUCUUCGAAUCGUGCUAUCCUGAGCAUCUCGAACGUUCAAAUCAUCUUUUCGGAUGUUCUCAAUAUUUUAAAAAUCAACAAACAUUUUUUGCAUGAGCUGAAUGAAAGAUUUAAUGAAUGGGGACCAGCGCAAUGUUUAGGAGAUGUUUUCAUGAAGUUUGGAUCUCAGUUGAAGUCAUACACCAAUUUUUUCAACAACUAUUCAGUCAUUCUUAAAACCAUUGAUAAGAGUAGAGAAGCAAAUCCAACAUUCCGAGCCUUCUUAAAAAGACACGACAACACUGUUCCCACUAAAAUGAUGAGUCUGCAAGAGUUGCUGCUAUUCCCUUCCAGUCGCUUUGAAGAGUAUGUAAAUCUUUUAUAUGCAUUUCGUCUUCAUACUGUCUCAGAGCAUCCAGAUCGUAAAGACCUAACUACAGCCAUAGGACAGAUGAAAAAGUACCAGGACUAUAUCGGGCAGUUGAAAACCAGUUUUGAAAAAGAAUCUGAAAUGCCAACUAUUCAGAAAUCCAUCAUGGGCUGUCCAAAUUUAGUAGAAGCCAAUAGGCAUCUUAUCCGUGUCCAGGAUGUGGCUUUGCUAAACUGCUCCAAUGAGGAUGUAAUGCCUUCCCUCAGGAUCUAUGAACAAAUCAGCGACCUCAGUUUUUUCCUCUUCAACGAUGCCCUCUUGAUAACAAGUCUUCACGUCUCCUUUGCCCCGUUUAAACGUGCCGCAAAGACAUCUUACCAGUUCAUGGCAUCCGUUUCCCUACCACAUCUCAUUGUGGAAGACAUCCCUGACACAAAAUAUGUGAAGAAUGCUUUUGUUCUGCAAGGCCCAAAGCGCCAAUGGAUCUGUUCUACAGUCAGUGAAGAGGAGAAAUUCACCUGGCUUUCUAUUUGUCAGAGUGCCAUAAGUGCCAGUAUUGAAAAGAAAUAA
Spea bombifrons (plains spadefoot toad) is the source of this 3054-nucleotide messenger RNA. RefSeq names its product epithelial cell transforming 2 like (gene ECT2L). Gene Ontology annotation, molecular function: guanyl-nucleotide exchange factor activity; protein binding. NCBI's taxonomy places the organism in Eukaryota, Metazoa, Chordata, Amphibia, Anura, Pelobatidae. The record is from RefSeq and is a predicted model, not a curated record. Bases 1 to 3054 code for a protein of 1017 amino acids. The transcript has 22 exons.